AUGCAAGCUCUCAAAGAUGUCGCUUUGAGGCUACUCAAUGUCUAUGUCUCGCCCUAUGUAGAUAAUCUAAACGCCCAAGACCUGUCCGUGUCGGUCUUUGGAGGCAACCUUCAAUUUCACGGUCUUCACCUCAAAAAAUCACUCCUUGAACGUUUUGGCUUACCGAUUGAAAUAGUCGCCGGCGACAUCGGAAACCUCUCCGUGACCAUACCAUGGACACAACUGAAGACUCAACCAGUCAAGAUCGUCAUUGACGACGUCUACGUCCUGGCGAGAGCUCGUCCUCCUGGGAAGGUGGAUCCUGAGGAGGAUGAACGAAUCGAGCAAGCCACCAAACAGGACAAGCUGAAAAGCGCCGAGGCUGUAGAUAACGCCGCCAGUCAAGUAGGAGCUCCAGGAAACGAUGAGUCCAAGCAAACAUACAUCGGUGCUAUCGUCUCCAAGGUGGUUGACAACGUACAGAUACACGUCAAAGGCAUUCAUGUACGUUAUGAGGAUGGAACAAGUACACCAGAGCACCCAUUCGCAGCCGGUCUAUCCUUGGAUGAAUUCAAAGCCGUAUCCACAGACGAAAAUUGGGUGGAGGCCUUCAUACACGACAGCGUCAAAGGCGUCCACAAAUUGGUCAAACUCUCGGCACUCUCAGUCUACUUCGAUACCGACACAGGCAGUAUCGACAAAGGCUCAGAUGACCGUCAAGGUACCAUUGAUGCUUUAAAAGAGAUGCUUGCUUCCCCUCCCACUCAUCAAUAUAUUCUUAAACCAGUCACUGGCGAAGCUCGAGCCAUCAUGAACCACCACAUGUCCAGAGAUACUCCCAAAGUCGAUGCUCAAGUCAUAUUUGACGAGAUCGGAGUCGUAUUUGAUCGUGAUCAGUAUCGUGAUGCUCUAUCUGUACUCGAUGUCUUCCACUUUUUCCGCAGAACUCAUCGUUAUCAUAAAUUCCGCCCGCCGGAGGAAGACUUCAAAGCCAAUCCCGCAAGAGCGAGACUCAAGUUUGCUCUGAAUGCCAUCGGCGCAGAGGUACACGAAAGGCAUCGACGGUGGACCUGGGACUACCUUGCCGAGAGAAGAGAUACGAGAAAGAAAUAUGUUGAGUUGUACGUCAAGAAGUUGGCUUUACCCGAAGGAAAGCUGCUUCCGGCCGAAGAAGGUACAACGCUCGCUGAGAUGGAAAGAAAGCUCUCUUAUGAGGACAUCCGCUUCUUUCGAUCGGUUGCUCGAGCAAAGGCCAAAGAAGAUGCCGCUACCCGUAGAAAACUCGAAGCGGAGCGAAGAAAGGACACUCCCCAGCGACAGACUUGGGGUCAAUGGAUUUGGGGAACAGGGGGCCAGUCUAGUGAAAACGGUGGCAUGUCAGCAGAGGAGAAGAAAGAAAUCGACGAUAUCAUUGACUACGAUGCCGCCGUCGCUGCCGCUGCAUCACCUGCCUCAACUCCCAAAGAUUACAUGCGGGCACGAAUGUCAGCUCGUCUCAAUAAAGGUUCUUUCGUGCUUCGUACCAACCCUCAUGGCCAAAACAAUGACAUCAUUUCACUCGUCUUCGAUUCCUUCACCGCCGACGGUGUCCAAUUGACCGAGUCAGUGAAAGGAAAGAUUGCUCUGGGAGGUUUCAGGGUGUACGACGGCACCAAUCCCAAUUCAUUACAUCCUCAAAUCGUCAGAGUGAAAGACAUCGAGGCCAACUCCAGGAGCAGAAGUCGCCAAGCUAGUUUGCCCGAGGAGGGCACCGAGGAGGUCAUAGAGGAGAUCAGUGAUUGUGUGCCCAAGGACGAAGAUCCUUUCUUCGUCAUGGAAGUAGAGCAGAAUCCUCUCGAUGGACGAGCCGACAGCGCGCUUACUGUCAAAAUGCGUCAUCUGGAAAUCAUUUACCAUCCGGGAUACGUCGAGGCAGUCUUUCAAUUCUUCAAGCCACCGGCUAGUCAACUCGAAUCCAUCAAUGCACUACUCGAUGCGGCCGGGCAAACUCUCGAUGGCAUACGAAAAGAAACGAGGGCAGGUCUGGAAUACGCGUUGGAACAACACAAGACGGUCGACAUCAAGGUCGACAUGAACGCACCGAUCAUUGUGAUCCCUAUGGAUGUGACUGUCAAAGACUGUCAGACCUUGGUCUUAGAUGCUGGUCAUAUAGCAGUUGAGAGCAAGUUGGCCGAUAAGGAUCAGCUCCAUGAUGUGCAGAGCAAGCGAGGAAGAGAAUAUAAUGAGGACGACUACAAACAGCUCGAAGAUCUAAUGUACGAUAGUUUCCUGCUUCGACUUGAAUCGACUCAGGUUCUCAUUGGGAACAAUAUCGAAUCUUGCAUGCAAACCAUCGAGCACCCUUCCAAUGGUGUCGACACCGAACUACACAUCCUUGAGCGUAUCAACAUGUCUUUCACAGUGCAAAACGCAAUUGUCAAUGCCCCCAAUCUGACCCGAUUCAAAAUUACAGGUGAUUUGCCUGAGCUGCGCGUCAAUUUCUCAGAUCGCAAAUACAAAUCUUUAAUGAAGUUCAUCGAUGUCGCGAUUCCCAAAUUUGGUGAUGAUGAGGCUGUCGAGAAGCCUUCACGCUCUACCGGUGCCGAUCACCAAUCGUUCCGACCACAGAGAAUCGAGGAAUACAAUCUCGACGAUACCCAUUCUAUAUCGUCCCACCCGGUCGAUCAACACGACGACGAUAACAAGAGUAAUAAUGAGUCCGCCACGGCUGCGGAGCACUUCUAUCCGGCUCGUGAUGACACGACUGAGACACAACGACGCGCACUUAGGCAAGUCACAUUUCAGUUUUCGUUCACGGUCGGUCGUCUCCAGACUUCCCUCUUCCGCUCUAUCUCGGCUAGUAUGGAGCGGCCUCUCGCCGAUGCCUCCCUUGUCGACUUUGGACUCACUUUCUCUUUGCGAAAAUACGACAUGUCAGUCGACUUAUACCUGCGUUCCCUGGCUCUGGCCAUGAUCGAACCUGAUCGAUCACGUCGAGGUAUCUUGUCAUCUGCUGGUGAUGGCAACGAGUCUGCCUCUGACGUCAAGCUGGUACAAGUCAAAUACUUCCGAGUGCAAAAAGAUUCUCCGGAGUUCAUGACAAAAUACGAGGGUGUGGACCAGAGUAUCGACACUGAGCUAUCGACGUUCAAGAUCACUUGUGCACCAGAACCUAUCAUAUCCCUGUAUGAUUUCAUCAUGACAACGUUCGUCCCCAAGAACGAUGCCUCAAUUGAACAAGACGAGACUGACGGAGAACCGAUGGAGACCAUCAGUUCGAAGGAGGCACCGAAGUCCAGCGACAAAAUUCGCGUCAGAGUCAAAUUGACCAGCGCCCAGGUCUCGCUGGAGAACAAUGGCGAUAAGUUUGCACUUCUCGCUCUGCCCUCUGCCGAUGUGGCCAUAAUUCUCAGAGCCGGGACGUUACGUGUCGCUGCCCGACUAGGAAGUCUCUCCCUCGCCGACCUCUCAGAGGGUCCGACCGCUCUUCCUGAAUUCAAAAAACUCCUGUCCAUCGAAGGUGAUGAACUCGCGGACUUCAGUUACGAAACUUUCGAUCCGUCGGACAAGGAGACAUUCCCGGGGUACAACUCGUCUGUCAAUCUUCGUGCCGGCUCUCUCAAGUUCACCUUCAUGGAGAAGCCUAUGCAGGACCUGUACGUCUGGGCAUUGAAGUUUGCAAGGAUGAAAGCGGUCUAUGAUGCGGCUUCGCAAGCUGCGGUACAACGAGCGUCCGAAGUCACUCGAAUGCACUACGAUGUAGUUAUCAAAACGCCCAUCAUCGUCCUACCUCGCCACGGACUUGACUCACCCGAUAUCCUCAUCCUACGACUGGGUGAGAUCACAGCCAAGAACAAAUAUCUCGGUGAUCCGAAUGACACAAGUACACUCAAUGCUAGCUUGAGCGGAAUCAGUGUUACUUCCCAGCUGUAUGUCGAAGAACAACCUGCCGACUUGCAAAUGGUGGAUGAUGUGACGAUUUCUGCUUCUGUCAAGCAAGCAGGUGGAACAAGUCAUAGGUCGGAUCCUCAUCAGGCAGAUACAGAGGUCACUUUGCACAUGUCCGAUGUCAAUUUGUCCUUGACCCAACGCCAGUACAUCGUGCUCAUGGCCGUACUGGAGUCAAUCCCUCGAGCAUUGAGUGAUAUCGGAGGAGCCGCAGACAUCCCCGAAUCUAUGCCCUCCUCCGCACCAGCUUCAGCCCCACCGACUCCGGCGAGUGAACAUGAAGCCGAACCACUAGUGAACCUUGAGCCUGAGCUCACCCCAAUCAAGAAGAUAGCUGGAUCUUCCCCGGAACUUUGGACCUCGGUCGACCUCGAGUUCUCCGUUUCGACGAUCGCUUUCGAGGUGUACACCUCGGACGCCACGGCGGAGCAUAAUCUGAAACGAUGCAGCAUUGCUCGUUUUGCGCUGGUCCAGACGCACGUCGGCAUGAAGCAGUUGUCGGACGGUGCAAUGGAGGCGGAAGUGUCUUUGAAGACUUUGGCGUUUUCGAACACUCGUGCGGGUAACAGUGUCUUCAGGGAUAUCAUACCCUCGGCGAGUCACGAAGGUAAUCAAAUGAUGCUGCAGUAUACCAGAUCGGGAGGGAAAGAUCCCUCAGCUUUAGCGGUCGUGCAGAUUGACAGCCCAAGGUUCAUUCUCGCUGUGGAUCCUUUGGCUGCUCUCCUCGAAUUUGCGGUCAGUCCAUUCAAAACUCAAACGGACUCUCGCCCAGAGCCCGAGUUGGAGGAUGAGGAGGAAGACAUCAAGGAGAGUCCCAACCCUAACUCGCUCGCUUUCCGUGUUGAAAUCGUCGACUCCACCGUCAUUGUCCUUGCCAGUGAUUCCGAUCCAAGAACUCAAGCCAUCCAGCUAGGUAUCAAGGAAGUGAUCGUAUCCCAACAAGGGAUUAUGGCUCUCAAAGUCGAACAGCUGGGCAUGUCAUUUGGUCGUAUGGACAAACCAAAAGAUCGUGUCCGGUUCCUGGACGAUGUUAAUGUGGCUCUCUCUCUCGACAACAGGACGAGAGGGUCUCAACAGAUGACGAGCUUCGAAGUGGAGGUGCCGGACCCCAUCAUUUUCCGUGCAUCUUAUAACGACAUCAUGCUCAUCAUGGAUAUCGUCAACAAAGCAGUGGACGUAGCCAACAAAGCUCUUGCACCACCGGAAGAUACAGCAAAGAAACCAGAUAGACGGAGAAGUUUGAUGAGUGACUCUAUGGCCGAUGCCACGAGUACGGCGGUGGUACCUACCACCAAGACGACCUCGACGAGACGAACGUCCAUCAGCAAGAGGAGAUCUGGCUUACCCAAGUCCAAAGUCCUCGUUUCUAAAGAGCAGCUCAAAGCGAACUUUAACGGCUUCCAGUUUGUCCUCGUGGGUGAUAUACAUGAAAUGCCUAUGGUCCAUCUGUCGACCAACGAAUUCACAGUUUUGAUCAACGAUUGGUCGGGAGAUAUGAAGAUGGCAACAUCUCUCACAACUUCCAUCCGAUACUUCAAUCUUGCGAACUCAUAUUUCGAGCCUCUGAUGGAUCCGUGGAACUUCGACGUCAGAGUAACUCGUUCCUCUGCCGGUCCUACUUCAAGUCCCCUGAGUGUUCGCGUGUCCGCGGCACAACGUCUCGAGCUGAAUCUCUCAUCUGCAUUCAUUGAGCUUGCCAUCACCAGUAUGACGGUAUGGAGCAGAGAAGCGCAGAAACCGCGAGAGAAUAGGGGACAAGAUGCUCCUUUCCGAAUACGGAACAGAACGGGUUUGGCCCUGCUGCUAUGGCCCGAAGCCAAUGACUUGAAUAAGCCCAUCUCAGGUGUCAAGCGAUUGGACGAUGGAGCGGACGUCCCGUGGCGAUUUGAAGAUCGGAGACAUACCAGAGAGGCUAGUCACAACGUUUCCGCAUUCCGGCAUAAUGCUCUGGGAAUUCAGCUCCAGGACACACCGUGGGAAUCCCUUCGAGGUAUCUCGGUGGAUCGUGAAGGCGAACACAUCCUGACUCUGCGCCCAAGACUGGACAAGGUGUCGCAUCAACUUACUUGUGAAAUUCACCUGGACAACAACAUCAAGAUAAUCACCUUCCGCUCAACAUUGAACGUGGAGAAUCAAACCAGUUUGCCUGUUGAGAUGAUUGUAGUUGACUCUCAUGGUAAAGCGUCGCAAGGCGCGAUGAGGAUCAAUCCUGGAGAAUCUUGCCCUCUUCCACUCGAGGCGGCUUAUGAGAAACGAUUCCGCCUGCGACCACUUCGUGGUUUCGGAUUCGAUUACGGCUGGUCCAUGCCUCUCCAUUGGCGGCAACUAAUGACCCGACCAAUCCGUCCCAUCAGCUGCAAACAUCAGACACCAACAGAGCCAGCUUUCUUCUUCCAGGCCCAAGCCAACUUUAAUGCCAAAGAUCCCGCCGCGAGAAUCUACCCACAAAUGUCACUGAUGCUCCGGGCUCCAGUCGAGGUUGAAAAUCUUCUCCCGUACGACAUCAAGUUCCGUAUUCACGACAAGAACAUGGGCUUGAGCUCGAGUAAUUUUCUCGUAAAGGGAGGUUCAAGCCCUAUUCAUACUGUCGGACUGUCCCAUCUCCUUCUGUUGAGCGUAGCGCCUGAAGAUACCAAUCUCAAGCAAAGCGACUAUGCUAUCAUCAACACUGAUGACCCGGAGUUACCGACUGAGAAUCACUUCAGUUUGGCAGACCAACAGGAUCUCAAACUCAUACUCAAGUUGCAUUACUUCACAUACCCCGAUUCAGGCGGAGCUUUCAAAGUGCAGGUCUACAGUCCUUACGUCUUUUUGAACAAGACCGGUUUGUCCUUCGACCUGGCUGCAAAGACAUGGACAGGGGGUCAAAAGCCUGUUGCUGGUCGGGAUUUGUUCGGAAUGUUCAGCUUCCCCAACGAAGACAGACGAAAUCGACUCUUCCUUCGUGUCAACGAUUCUAGAUGGUCCGAUCCUCUGUCCUUCGACACUGUAGCGGCAGACAUGCAAGUCGUCAUACAAUCGCAAGAUGGUAACAGCGAUACGUACGUGGGACUGUCAUACGCCGAAGGUUUAGGCAAGUUCAAGCUCACCAAGGUCAUAACUAUUGCCCCUCGAUUCCUGAUGACGAACAAGUUCACGCACGAUAUUAGAGUCCGUCAGCAAAACACAGAUCGGGUGAUCAACAUCGUCCCAGGGGACAAGCAGCCCAUAUUUGAGUUACGUCAUGAUGCUCCGCCUCAACUUUGCAUCGCUUUCGAUGAGGUCAAUCAGAAAUGGUCUGCACCUUUCAGUCUCACAGACAUUGGGCGUACGCAUGUGACUCUUGAAAGACAAACAGCUCGCGGACCCAGGACGUAUUUGAUGAGGCUCGAAACACAUAUUCAGAGUUCGAAUAUCUUCCUGUAUGUUUCACGGGAGACAGAACCUUGGCCCCUCAAGUUACGGAACGACACGAACCUGAAGUUCCAGUUCAGGCAAGUCAGCGAUGAUACAUCUCCCCGAGACUGUCCAGUACGGGAUUUGCCCCCUCAUGGCAAUGUGGAGUAUACCUGGGAUUACCCGACCGCUUCUAACAAGCACUUGCAGCUAGCUCUGGAUGGUGUCCCUGUACCUGGUGGUAUUGAUAUGUUGGCCAUCGGGGUUCAGCCCCCCAUCAGAGUGCCCUCAAGGCAGUCGGGGAAGAAAGCUGAGACCGUGUCAAUCGAUAUACAGGCCGACGGCAGCUCUCAGCUUCUAAUCAUCUCGCCCUACGUGGAAGAAACAAGUUUAUACAAACCUACCCGCCGUGGUGUAGGACCUGUCCGUCGUUCCGACAGUACGGACAGUCUCAGUACUACCGGUUUCGAAACUGUCGUCGUAAACGAGAAGCCGAGCUUGUCCAUUAUGGUUGAGCUGGAGGGCAUCGGCAUUUCUGUCAUCACCAAACGGCCUGACGAGCUCAUCUACAUGUCAUUACGGGGACUCAAGGUCGGUUACACCGACUAUCCGCAGUAUUAUGACGCGAUGCUCGACUGCAAAUGGAUCCAAAUCGACAAUCAGCUCUUUGGCGGUUUAUUCCCCAUCAUCCUUUAUCCCACGGUCGUGCCCAAAGAUGGGAAGGAGUUGGAGUCUCAUCCUACCUUACAAGCCUCCGUUGCACUUCUCAAGGACCGAUCACACGGCGUUAUCUUCGUCAAAUAUGCUACGAUCUUAUUGCAGGCGAUGACCGUUGAGCUUGACGAAGACUUUUUGUUCGCUCUUCUGGACUUUGUCAAGUUCAAAGACGCUUCUUGGAGGGAGCCUGCACAAGAUGUUCUAAUUGAACAUCCGAAGGAUAUCCCUGAACCCGAUAUAACCUCUGCCACCGCGGAUGUGUUCUUCGAAGCGCUUCAGUUACAACCGAUCUCAUUGGAGUUGUCGUUCAUGCGUACAGAUCGCGUGAACGUGGAUGAAAAGGUUUCCACUCGAAAUCCCUUCUACUAUGGCUUGAACGCACUUACCAUGGCUCUGGGCAAUGUCAACGCUGCGCCGGUCAACUUCCGGGCGCUCUUCCUGGAGAAUGUCCGACUAAGCAUCCCUUCUCUGCAAGAGCGUAUCGUUCUGCACUACCAGGAACAAUUCAUGGCCCAGAUCUAUCGCGUUCUCGGUCGUGCCGAUUUCCUCGGUAACCCGGUCGGGUUGUUCAAUAAUAUCAGUUCUGGCGUGUCGGACAUCUUCUAUGAACCGUAUCAAGGUAUGGUGAUGCACGGCAACAAGAACAUCGGGCUGGGCAUUGCUAGGGGUGCAACGAGUUUCGCCAAGAAAACUGUAUUUGGUAUCAGUGAUAGUAUGACCAAAUUCACCGGUAGUAUUGGCAAAGGUCUUUCCGCGGCUACCUUGGAUGCCGAAUAUCAGAGCAAGCGUCGGAUGAACAAGAAACGGAACAAGCCGAAACACGCAUUAUACGGUGUAGCCGCUGGCGCGAGCGCCUUUGCGGACAGUGUGACCAGUGCGUUUGAAGGAGUUGCUUCAAAACCGAUGGAAGGUGCUGAGAAGGAUGGCGCGGCCGGUUUCGCCAAGGGUGUUGGGAAAGGCGUUGUGGGUCUGUUCACUAAACCAGUUGUGGGAGUGAUGGACUUUGUGUCUGCUUCCACGGAAGGAAUCAGAAAUACAACAACCGUAUUUGAUCAACAAGAGUUGGACAGAGUGCGACUUCCACGAUUCAUAGCCACUGAUGGCGUCUUACGACCGUUCUCAGCCCGAGAGGCAUUAGGCCAAUCAUGGCUCAAAGAUCUAGACGCCGGUGCAUACUUCACCGAAUCGUACGUCGCCCACCUCGACGUUCCGGGCGACGAUGCAGUUGCUAUCCUGUCAACAAAUCGAUUAUUGUUCGUUCAGUUGCGUAAGCUCAAGGUGGUAUGGCAAGUUCCCUUUGAGGAAUUGCAAUCACUCUCUUUGGAACAGACUGGGAUCGCAUUGACGCUUCGGGGUGGGACACCAGGUCCGUUUUUACCCAUCAGUGAACAGACAGGAAGGGAAUGGUUCUUCAAGCAUAUUGGAAAGGUGGUCGUUGCGUACAACAAGACUCACAGUCAGAAGGAAGACUGA
This is a messenger RNA of Tremella mesenterica DSM 1558, 9471 nucleotides long. RefSeq lists its product as uncharacterized. The record is from RefSeq and is a predicted model, not a curated record. The transcript is spliced from 31 exons. Gene Ontology annotation, biological process: protein targeting to vacuole; protein retention in Golgi apparatus; mitochondrion organization. Bases 1 to 9471 code for a protein of 3156 amino acids. Lineage: Eukaryota; Fungi; Basidiomycota; Tremellomycetes; Tremellales; Tremellaceae. Gene Ontology annotation, cellular component: extrinsic component of membrane.